This is a messenger RNA of Lycium barbarum (goji berry), 3129 nucleotides long. RefSeq lists its product as uncharacterized. Lineage: Eukaryota; Viridiplantae; Streptophyta; Magnoliopsida; Solanales; Solanaceae. The transcript is spliced from 9 exons. The coding region runs from base 1 to 3129 and encodes 1042 amino acids. The record is from RefSeq and is a predicted model, not a curated record.
AUGGACAAUGUCCAGCCACUGAUUCAUCAGAGAAAACAAUCACCUUUGAAGGAACUGCAUGAUGUGAUCUCUCAUAAUAUUAAUGUGGGAGCUGAGGUUGAAUAUGAUGAGGGCAAGAACAAACUCAAUGAAAGUGAAGAAGAGGUCUCAGUGGACCAGGUUUUUAGUAAUGUGGUCAAAGAAGCUGGCAUCUCACCAAGAUCUAGACAGAAAGGCUCUAAGAAAGGAAAGAAACAAAUAAUCACAGAUACUAUUCCUAUAAGAGUGGAUCUAGAACAACAGAUUACUAUAAAGCUAUUUUUCCAAGAGUGGAAUAAGUCACUUAUGGUAACUAUGGUCUAUGCAAAGUGUGAUCAUCUGGAAAGAAUCAGUUUAUGGGAUAGUCUGUAUAAUUUGGUUGAUCAAAUGGAAUUGCCUUGGUUGGUAGGGGGUAGUGACUGUAUUUUCAAGAGAUUAAAUAGAAUGAUUGCAAACUCUAAAUUACAAGAUUGGUUUGCACAUAUGGAGGUGCAACAUUUAUCCAGAACUGGCUCAGACCAUGCCCCUUUACUACUUUCGUGUGGUGAAUCUUCACAUCACAUAAGGAAGCCUUUCAGAUUUCUAAAAUUCUGGAUAGAACAUGAAUCCUUCUUAGAGGUGGUUAAUCAGGCAUGGAUCACAGAUUUUGAAGGGGAUGAUUUUAUCAGAUUCAAGUUGAAAUUGAAGAAUGUGAAAUCUGUCUUAUCUGCUUGGAGUAAGGCAACUUUUGGUGAUAUUUUCAAGCAACUAACAAUAAGGGAAGAGGUGGUGAGAAUUAAAGAGCAAUGUUUUGAAGAGGACCCUACUCCUAUGAAUAGGAUGGUCCUACAGCAAGCACAAGCAGCAUUGAAAAUGUAUGUUCAUUAUGAGGAAGAAUUUUGGAGACAAAAGUCACAUAUGACUAGUUUUGCUGAGGGUGACAGGAAUACAAGGUACUUUUAUAGUAUUGUGAAUGGUAGGAGAAAGAGAUUGCAAAUCAGAAGAAUUCUGAAUCAACAAGGAGUAUGGAUAGAAGGGGAAUCACUUUUGGCAGAAGAAACUUGUAGAUUUUACCAACAGCAGUUCUCCCAAGAGGUUGAUCCUUUAGAUUUUCAAUUACUACAACAUGUUGCUAAUAUGGUGGAUCAGGAUACUAAUAAUCAGCUGGUAAGCAUGCCAACUUUAGAGGAGGUGAAGAACGAUGUAUUUGAAUUAUCUGCAGAUAGUGCUGGUGGUCCAAAUGGUAUGAUUGGAAUAUUUUAUCAGUCUGGAUUUGUUAAGGGAGGAUGUAUCAUUGAAAAUGUCCUUCUAACUCAAGAAGUUGUGACUGACAUUAAAUUAAGAGGAAAACCAGCUAAUGUUGUACUUAAGCUUGAUAUGGCUAAAGCAUAUGAUAGAGUAUCAUGGAGUUACUUGAUCAGAGUUUUAAGGAAGAUGGGAUUUGCAGAAAUUUUCAUAGAUAUGGUUUGGAGACUGAUAGCAAAUAAUUGGUACUCCAUACUCCUUAAUAGUCAAGCUCAUGGUUUCUUUCAUUCCACCAGGGGUGUAAAACAAGGAGAUCCUCUCUCUCCUGCUUUGUUCAUCUUAUCUGCUGAAGUUUUAUCUAGAGCAUUGAAUUCUUUAUUUGAGAAUAAUGACUUUAGAAGUUAUGGAAUGCCCAAAUGGAGUGCAAAUCUGAAUCAUUUGGCAUAUGCAGAUGACAUAAUAAUUUUUUCAUCUGCUGAUGCUAGAUCUUUGGACUUAAUUAUGGAGGUACUAUAUGCAUAUGAGCAGGUAUCAGGCCAACUUAUAAAUAAAGGUGGAGGCUAUUUACCUUUUACAUAUUUGGGUUGUCCUGUCACACAUUCAAGGAAGAGGAAGGCUGAUUACAAUGAUCUGAUCAAGAAAGUCAAGAAUAGGCUGCAGACUUGGAAAGGAAGAUUGCUAUCAUUUGGAGGAAAAGCUGUUCUAAUCAAUAAUGUAUUGAUGAGUAUGCCAAUACAUCUGUUGUCACCCAUCAAACCUCCAAAAUGUGUUAUCAAUGAUAUGCACAAAAUCUUCUCAAGAUUCUUCUGGAAUAAUAGUGAGGAAGGCAGAAGAAGACACUGGUCAUCAUGGCUAAACUUGUGUAAGCCAGAAGAGGAAGGAGGAGACAACAAAUACUCUAUAGGCAAACUACAUGUGGAUCAAAUAUUGCAAGGGAAGGGAAGUUCUCAAGUAUGGAAGGCUAUGAUAGAGGCUAGAGAUAAUAUAGAGCAAGAAAUAUGGUGGGAACCAAGGAGUGGAACUGCAAAUCCGUUGUUUCCUAGGGAUAUUGUGGAUCAUAUAUUAGAAGAAUUGCACUUUCAUGAACUAAAAGAAGAGUGGGAUAUGCCAAGAUGGAUGAUGACAGCAUCAGGGAAAUUUACUGUAGGCACUGCAUGGGAAUUACUGAGGAGCAAAGCAGUCAAGUCAGAUGUCUUUAAGAAUAUAUGGAUAUCAGGGGUACCUUUUAAGAUAUCUUUCUUUUUCUGGAGGUUGUGGAAGUACAAAGUACCAGUUGGAGAGGUAGUAAGAAGGAUUGGGGUAGAUACUAAGGCAACCUGUUAUUGCUGUGAUCAUAGGCAAUAUGAAACUGUGGAUCAUUGGUUUGUUACAGGAAAUGUUGCCACAAAAGUGUGGACUUAUGUUAAAACUGCUGUUGGCAUUACAACACAGUUUCAACAAGUCAGGCAGCUCCUUCAAAUCUGGUGGAAUACAGAUUGUCCCUCAAAGUUCAGAACCAUCUUUAAAGCCAUUCCAAUGGUCACCAUGUGGCAGUUAUGGAAGUGGAGGAAUACAUUCCUACAUGGAGGGAGGAUGUCCAUCAACAAAGUGAUUUAUGAGAUAAACAUGAUCAUAUAUCAAAUGUGUAAAAUGAGGUUUCCAGGGCAGAACAACUUACCAAGAUGCAUACCUCAAAUUCUACAGAUCUUUGAAGCAUACAGGCCAAGAAUUGUAAGCAAGAUAGUGAAAUGGGAUUUCCCUAAGCCUGGAUGGUAUAAAUGUAAUUAUGAUGGAGCUUCUAGGGAAAAUCCUGGACCAAGUUCUGUGGCAUUUUUUAUUAGAAAUGUUUCUGUUACCAGUGGUGUUGGAAACAGAUUCAAUGACUAUGAAGAUGAUCUUAACUGGUGA